Messenger RNA from Neofelis nebulosa (Clouded leopard), 3814 nucleotides. It is a transcript of the gene KLRK1, whose product is annotated as killer cell lectin like receptor K1. The record is from RefSeq and is a predicted model, not a curated record. The transcript has 5 exons. NCBI's taxonomy places the organism in Eukaryota, Metazoa, Chordata, Mammalia, Carnivora, Felidae. The coding region runs from base 993 to 1784 and encodes 263 amino acids. Gene Ontology annotation, biological process: positive regulation of natural killer cell mediated cytotoxicity. Gene Ontology annotation, molecular function: signaling receptor activity. Gene Ontology annotation, cellular component: external side of plasma membrane.
GGACGCAGUCCGUAAUUCCAACUCUGAGCUGGUAUAUAAUGGUAUUUCCACACGACCAAAGAGAAGGCGUGUAUUAAACACAAGCAAAUAUAGAGAAAACCGUAAGUUCCACGUCGCAUCUAUUUGUCUGCUCUCGGUAUGUUGAGGGGAAUUGUGGAAUCCGUAUGAUUAGAUCAGUGGCAAACAUUCAGUUUAUUUUACCUUCAGGAGGAAAGCAGAAAUGAAAUUCACUCUACUAUACUAUUGGAAUAUAUAAUACAGUUAAGCAGAAACUGUUCAGUUUGGGAUUUUUUUCAUGCUCUGCAAAUGAUGAGAUUAUCAUUAACAUAAUAAUGACAAUUGAGACUGUAGUUUCUUGAGUUUCUUUUCAAGUUUUCAUCUAAAUUCCAGUUAAUUAACAUAGAGUGUAAUAUUAGUUUCCGGUUUGGAAUUUAGGGAUUCAUCACUUCCAUGUAAUAUUCAGUGCUCAUCACAAGUGUGUUCCUUAAUCCCCAUUACCUAUUUAGCACGUCCUCACCCAUCUCCCCUCUGGUAACUAUCAGUUUAUUCUCUGUAGUUAAGAGUCCGAUUCUUGGUGUGUUUCUUUUUUCCCCUCUAUGUUCAUUUAUUUUGUUUCUUAGAUUCCACAUAUGAGUGAAAUCAUAUGGGGGACUUCUCCCAGAGAGGAACUCAAAACGAUGUGCAAUUAUGUAAAAAUGUAUUCAUCUUGUGAUAUCUAAUAGCAAAACUAAGAAACAAUUUAAAUACACAUUGGGAAAAAAAUUAAAGACUGUCAGGAGAUUUUUGUCCAUAUACCAAUGAAAGACAAUGCAAGAAGCUAUGUAUAAAAAUUUGACAACUUUACAAGACAUGACGUGGAAUAAUCUCCAAGAUAUUUCCUUAAGUGAAAAAAACUCACAGGAUAUUUUGUGCAGUUUCUUAAAGGUGUGUUUUUAAAAAGGGAUUGAAGGGAACUGUCUGUAUCUACAUGAAAAAGUUCAAAAAUUAUAACCAUGAUUUAUACUAAGGAGGAAACUGGGGGACUUUUGUGGAGAAGCAGGAAGGAAUAUGUAUGUAUUUCUAUAGUCUGUCUUUUUUUAAUCAUUUGCAAAGAACCUAUGUUACUUGUUCUGGGAAAAAUAAUUAGGGUAAAAGUACUGAUACCACCCUUCCUAUUUAAAAAAAAUCUAAUGUUUAUAUUAAACAUGAGCAUACCAAAAAUGUUUAAUCCUUAUUUUCUCAUCUUUCUCACUCUUUUUUUGUUUGUUUGUUUGCUUGUUUGUUUUCUUUUGUUUCUUACAGCAUCUCCCUUUUUCCUAGUCCAUUCCAUUGCUAUAGCUCUGGGGAUCCACUUCAUUAUUAUGGUAAUGAUAUGCGGUGCCAUAAUCAUACAUUCAUUAUUCCACCAAGAGGCUCCACUUCCUUUACAAGAAAGUUAUUGUGGCCCAUGUCCUAAAAACUGGAUAUGUUAUAGAAAUACCUGCUACCAAUUUUUUAAUGAAAGCAAAAGCUGGUACCAAAGCCAAGCCUCUUGUGUGUCUCAAAAUUCCAGUCUCUUGAAGAUAUACAGCAGAGAACACCAGGAUUUCCUAAAAUUGGUGAAGUCUUAUCAUUGGAUGGGACUAAUACAAACUCCACCAAAUGGAUCAUGGCAAUGGGAAGAUGGCAGCAUUCUCUUACCCGACCAACUAACCAUGGUUGACAUGCAGAAUGGAACCUGUGCAGUUUAUGGAUCAAAUUUUAAAGCUUAUACAGAAAACUGUUUAACUCCAAACACAUACAUCUGCAUGCAGAGGAUUGUGUAAAAGCUGAUGAUGUAUAAAAUACAAAAGAUUCAAACACACAGAAGCCUUUUGCCAAAUGUGCUGUGGAAAAAACUUCCAGCAGAAAAUUCCACCAAUAAUUAUUGUAUUAUUUUUCCAUCUAUGACCUGACACAAAAAUAACCUUGCAGGGGAAUAAAAGCCAAUAGUUAAAAAACCUAUCUUCUAUAAGAAUGUUUUGUUUAAUUUUUGCAAAAUUUUGGGUAAUGAACAGAUUCAUUUUUACAUUUAAUAAACUGUUGAUGAAACCCAAGGUUGAACUAAAUUUCAGACUAUGAGUUUAUUAAAUGUACACAAAAAUUUACAUUAAGAAGGCUUUUAGAAAUUUUGAAAAUCAAAUAAAUCUAAACUGGGUGAAGGGUAUAUACGAGGGUUCGUGAAAUUUACUAUAUUGAAACAUUUUCAAAAUAAGGGUUGAAAGGUCAACAGAUACACCCUCAAAAUUUCAAAAUGGCACUACUAUUUUAAUACAGCACAUUUUGGUAGAAAUUGAAUUACUCCCCCUAGUACUGCGCUGACUGCUGCAAAAUACAGAAAAUGAAGAAUUGAGUUUGAAGCGGACUUUCUAGGCUUCGAGGCAAAAAUGGCAUUUGAGUGUGAAACCCGUGGAGCAACCAAGAUGUUUCUCGGCAAACCAGUAGGAUGACAGAACUCUUGGCAAAUGGAAUAAUAACGUGCAAGUGAGCAGCAGUUGGAAGAGUCUGUGACUCUAAAGGAAGCCACUUUGUAUUGAUAGGUCUGGUUCUGCGUUUUAUUUGUUCAUUCAUUCGUCUGUUUUAGAUUCCACAUAUGAGUGAAAUCCAAUAGUAUUUGUCUUUCUCAACCUGACUUAUUUCACUUACCAGAAUAUUCUCCAGAUCCUUCAAUGUUGUUAACAAAUGGCACAAUCUCAUCCUUUUUAAGGGCUGUGUGAUAUUCCAUCGUAUAUGUCCAUAUAUAUCUACCAUGUCUUCCUUAUCCAUCUGUCUAUUGGUGGACAUUUAGGCUGCUUCCAUACCUGAAGCGAACGUAACAUCGUGUGUCUACUAUACACAAAAUGAAAAAAGUUACCAAAAAAAAAUCUAUUUUGAUAAGAGCAGAAUGAUGAAGAAGACAAGGAGCUUAAGAAGGGGAGGAGAGAGAAGCAGAGGCUAAAUCCAGAGGUGUGGACCUUCGUGCACCCAUUAUAAUUUUGGUUUUUAUUCUAAGUGCACUUGCCAUUUGUGUGUUUUGUGACAGGCAUGAAGCCAUGGAUUGAACAGCGUUUUCAUGGAAAAUUACGAUAAAAUGUCAUGAAAAAAAUCAUUUUCUUAAUUUUUUUUUAAUGCUUAUCUUUAUUUUUGAGACCGAGAGAGACAGAGCAUGAGCGGGGGAGAGGCAGAGAAGUGGGGAGACACGGAAUCAGAGGCAGGCUCCAAGCUCCGAGCUGUCAGCACAGAGCCCAACACAGGGCUUGAGCUCGCCAACUGCGAGAUCAUGACCUGAGCUGAAGUCGGAUGCUCAACCGACUGAGCCACCCAGGCACCCCCCAAAAUUGUUUAUUUUCUACAUAGUCAAUCAAGGGCUGAGAAAUAUGUUGGCCCAAAUUAGUUUUUACAUACUUGUGUAAAGUAAUACGCACCAAUCAUAAUUAACAAAGCUUAGCAUUUAGUCAAGUUUGUUUUAAGAUUUUAUUAUUAAAUAUUUAAAUCACAGAGAGUGAAAUGUUCUCACCCCCACCACAACAAUAAAAUGAUAAUUAUGUGAACUGCUGGAUUUGUUAACUAACCUUAUUGUGCUACUCAUUUGUAUUGUAGAUUUGCUUUAUGUAUCAAUUGUAUUUUUAAAAUCCAUAAUAUUUUAUAUAGUUAUAAAGAGGCAGAAAUGUGAAAUCAAGCUUAUUCAAUGUAGUAUUAAACUAUCUCUGUCUUUAAUAUCAAUUUUAUCCUUGUCAAUGUUAAGCUAGCCUAUGAAAUGUAUUUAGAAAUGCUUUUUCUAUUUUCCAAAACGGCUUAUAUAAAAUUGAAAAAUAUAACCAUGAAAUUUUCAAAGAAA